This is a messenger RNA of Penicillium macrosclerotiorum, 1803 nucleotides long. Its product is annotated as arrestin family protein. The record is from RefSeq and is a predicted model, not a curated record. NCBI's taxonomy places the organism in Eukaryota, Fungi, Ascomycota, Eurotiomycetes, Eurotiales, Aspergillaceae. Gene Ontology annotation, molecular function: ubiquitin protein ligase binding; protein-macromolecule adaptor activity. Gene Ontology annotation, cellular component: cytosol; cytoplasm; plasma membrane. The transcript has 5 exons. Bases 1 to 1803 code for a protein of 600 amino acids. Gene Ontology annotation, biological process: ubiquitin-dependent endocytosis.
AUGGCUCUCAGCUUCUUCAGUGGCGCGGGAAGCGCAAGCAACGCCAAGUACUUUGACAUUCGAUUGAACGACGACUAUAUCGUGUUCCGUGGCGACGAACACGGGGCAGCCAGCGCCCAUUUGAAGGGUACCUUGGUGCUCUGCUUGUCCGAGCCUCUCACUAUCAAACAUAUCCGAUUACAACUGACUGGCAUGUCGCGUGUGUGCUGGCACCUGCCUUCUAGCUCCACCGCCGGCGGCCGCAAAUCAUGGAGAGAACGAGUGUUCUACGACAAGACGUGGAGAUUUCGGGAUCCGGGCAAAGGCAAGACAGAAAUUUUGCCAGCAGGCAAUUAUGAAUACCCAUUCGAUGUGGUGCUUGAAGGCUCAAUGCCAGAGAGCGUGGAGGGGUUGUCGGAGACUUGGGUCAUGUACCGUUUCAAAGCCGAGAUCGGGCGCAAGUACGCCAAGGAUAUUGUUGCACGGAAGCCCUUGCGCAUCAUCCGAACUUUAGAUCCCAGCGCUCUGGAACUGUCCCACGCCAUGUCGGUCGACAACAUUUGGCCGAACAAGAUUGAAUACUCUAUCAGCACCCCGACCAAGGCUGUCAUUUUCGGCACGUCAAUUCGGGUGGAUUUCAAGUUGAUCCCUUUGCUAAAGGGGUUGCGCAUCGGCCAGAUUACGUCACAGUUAAUUGAAAGCCACGACUUGACCCUCAACCCGGAAGAUCCCGAUUCAAUACGCAAUACCUACAAAAUUACCCGUACGAUCUUGACCGACGAGCAUGAGUUACCAGAGGACGAUGUCGAAAUUAUCGACGAGGCCGCCGAGGGAUACCAAUCGACCCGCUACUUGGAUAUGCCGCAAACUUUGGCACGGUGCUUGCAGGAUACAGACACCAAGGGCAUCAAAAUCCGCCACAAGUUGAAGUUCCGUAUUCAGCUCCACAACCCGGAUGGUCACAUCAGUGAGCUUCGUGCAACACUGCCCGUCUCCAUCUUCAUUUCCCCCAAUAUUCCUAUUGAUGACAACAACAACCUGCUCAGCCAAACUCCCGUUGCAACUCGCCGAGCAGCGGAUGAUUUCGCAAACCAGGCUCCUCCCCUCUACACCGAGCACCAAUUCGACCAGCUGUACAGCGAAGUGGACCCCAAUGGGUACCGAACCCCAGGACCUGGUAGUGGAGGACCGGGAACGCCGUUUGGCGCGCUUAGCCGCAACAUUUCGGCAGAGAACCUCGCCUCAAUGAAUGCCCUCACGAAUACCGACAUCUCCGCAUCCGCUCUGCAUAGCCGUCUGACCAACCUAAGUGCCAACCGAUUUGGGCAGCCGUCCCCAAGCGACCCUCACCACGAUUCCCCGACUGAGAGUCACCCCAACUCACGACAGCUCAAUGUUCAUUUUGACUACUUUGGUCCCUCUUCCGGUUCCAACUCACACAGUCCUGCCAGCCCUGAGCUGUCCCGGAGAGCCUCUGACGAAGUCGAGCAUGAGCCGAUCCCGUCUGGGAUGGCCACGCCCUUCCACCCACAGUACGCUGAGGUCGAGACUCUCAGCCGGGUACCCAGUUACUCUACUGCGGUGCGCGCUGCUGUUGGCCCUUGUGACUCGAACCUUCCUGACUACAAUGCGGUGAUGGCGAGCUCGCUGCCCACCCCACCAGUCCUUCAGUCUCCGCAGCAGGCCUAUUUGCGUAGCGGUCGCAGCAGCGGGUUCUCUACCCCCUUGGAGGUUAAUCGUCCCGGACAAUUCCACUCGAGCGGCAACAAUGCUGACGACGUGGAACGCAGGCUUCGCUUGGCACAAGCCCGCGCUAGAGCGUGA